UCACCUUAUUAUUCUCCGCAGGUCCCCGGCCUGUGGGAUACUGCCACUCACAUCUGUACUGGCUCUAACAACCUCUCUUACACCUCCUUCCUGAUGCAUAGGUGCAUCUGAAUCCAGUCACAUUUACAACAACCAAAAACCAUCAUAGGCCUGUUUUAUAGAACUGUAUUAUGAAGUUACUGAAGUUGAAAUAAUGAGAUCAAUUGUAGAUCCAUAUUGAUCGAUUUGAUUCUGUGUACUGGAUUUUGGAAUACAGCUUUCACUGUUAAUUAAAAUCAAGCGGGAGAAUCAGUGUGCAGACAGGAACCAGGCCUGGUGGUGUGUACAUAAUCCCGUCUACUUAGGAGGAGGAUCACCAAUUCAAGGCCUGCUUAGGUGAUAGAAUGAAUUCAAGACCACAUUGGGCAGCUUAGUGAGCCCCUGUCUCAAAGUUUAAAAAUAAAAAUGACAAGUCUGUUAGUCAAGGGUUUUCUAGAGAAACAGAACUGGAGCGGGGGAGAGUUUUGGAUUGAUUUGCACUGCAUUGUUUCUAGGUUGUCCAACAAUGACUGUCUUCAUAAUAGAGAGGCUGAGAACUCUUGCUGUUUGGUCCACAAAGCGGGUCGUCAGUAGUCCCAGUCUGACUCCGAAGGCCGGGAGAAUUCCCCCAGAUAGCCUCUGGUCUAAAGCCCACAAUCAUAAAGCCAGAGAAACUGAAGGAAAGCAGCAGCAGUGUAAAUGUUCUCUACAGCCAUUUGCAAAGGCAGGCGGGGUGUUCCUCAAACCUCAGCUGCGGCAGGACCUUGAGGCCCACAUUUUGGGAUGGGUCUUUCCCCUUCAGGUGACCCGGUAGAGAUAACCCCUCACAGGUUUGCCUAUUGGUUGGUUCCAAAGCCAAUCAAGCUGAUGAUCAAGCAGGAAUCCUGAGGUUAGAGUGAUGUCUGUAUAGUGUAGACCCCAGCCUGACAGUACAGACCAGAAGAUAUGGAAAUGCCAACACUCACUUUCUGGGGACAGAGCUGUGUAGAUGUAGACCAGCACUGUAAUUUGUAGUAGUUGAAAAAUAUAUUAGCAAAGGAAUUACAUUUCAAACAUUUCUUUAAACGUCCCCAAAACAAUACUAACAGUUUAUAUGGGGUGUAUUAUUAAUCUUCCUAUAGGGCCUACCUUGGCAGAAAUAUAUGUAGGCUAUGUAGCUUUUUGUUGAUUUUUGUUUUAAUGCUACUUGUUUGAGAGUAAAGAAAAAAUAGUUCUAAAAGCUCUGGGUUUUUCCCCCUUCCUACGGAUAAACUCUCUAGUCCAAUAAAGAUGUGUGCAUCUGGUUCCCCUAAACUCUUGCUGCUUUGUCUGUCAGGAUUCCCUCUGUUUUCUUUUAGAAGAAAAUGGUCAUUUAGUUGGAUAAUACUUCAGGAAGCAUUUCAAGGCUGUAGAUUUUAUAAGUCCAUCAGGUAAGCUUUUUUUUUUUCUUUUAUUCCUGUCUUAAGAGAGCUUUGGUAUGUUUCUUGGUUAUCCUAAGACUGAAAUUGAAGGCUGGCUUCCAGUAACUUAUCUACUUACCUCAUUUUUUUUUUUUUUUUUUGAGCUGGGGACCGAACCCAGGGCCUUGCGCUUGCUAGGCAGUCGCUCUACCACUGAGCUAAAUCCCCAACCUCUACUUACCUCUUAAUACUUAUGUAUGUAUGUCUGUAUUUUGAGACAGGAUCUUGCUAUAUAGCCCAGCUAGCUUCAAACUCAUGAUCCUUUGUCUCAGCUUCCGGAUUAGAAGCAUGUGCCACCACACCUGGCUAAUAGCUUUUUUUAUUUUAAUGUUUUGAUUGUUAAUGACAGAUGGGACAACAUUUAAAUGUGGGGAAGUCUGAUCACAGUCCUCCACUUCCUGAUCAGUCCUCCACUUCCUGAUUACAGCCCUCCACUUCCUGAUUACAGUCCUUCACUUCCUGAUCACAGUCCUCCACUUCCUGACCACAGUCCUUCACUUCCUGAUCACAGUCCUCCACUUCCUGAUUACAGUCCUUCACGUCCUGAUCACAGUCCUCCACUUCCUGACCAGAGUCCUUCACUUCCUGAUCACAGUCCUCCACUUCCUGAUCACAGUCCUUCACUUCCUGAUCAGUCCUCCACUUCCUGACCACAGUCCUUCACUUCCUGAUCAGUCCUCCACCUCCUGAUCACAGUCUUCCACUUCCUGACCACAGUCCUUCACUUCUUGAUUACAGUCCUCCACUUCCUGAUCACAGUCCUUCACUUCCUGAUCACAGUCCUCCACUUCCUGAUUACAGUCCUCCACUUCCUGAUUACAGUCCUUCACUUCCUGAUCACAGUCCUCCACUUCCUGACCAGAGUCCUUCACUUCCUGAUCAGUCCUCCACUUCCUGAUUACAGUCCUUCACUUCCUGAUCAUAGUCCUCCACUUCCUGAUCAGUCCUCCACCUCCUGAUCACAGUCCUUCACUUCCUGAUCACAGUCCUCCACUUCCUGAUUACAGUCCUUCACUUCCUGAUCAUAGUCCUCCACUUCCUAUCAGUCCUCCACCUCCUGAUCACAGUCCUUCACUUCCUGAUCACAGUCCUCCAUCUCCUGAUCACAGUCCUUCACUUCCUGAUCACAGUCCUCCACUUCCUGAUCAGUCCUCCACCUCCUGAUCACAGUCCUUCACUUCCUGAUCAGUCCUCCACUUCCUGACCACAGUCCUUCACUUCCUUGGGUUUGUUUCUCAGCUCAGCUGUGUUGCUGCAGGUUCUCUAUCUGGUCACUCAGAUUUGUUUCAGCUUACAUGCAUGCUUAAGUUCUUUUAGGUUUCAUCUCAUUAGACACAGCCAUCCAUCCCCUCACAGGGCCUUCUGGUUUUGAGUCUCAUAUUACCUAGUGUAUUCAUUGCAUAUGGCUUCAGAUUACUGACUUGAAAAGUCAUAUAGAAGAUUGAGCUCAGCAUCGAAGCUUCGAACAUCUGUGUCUAUAUUCUUAAUCAACCUGCCUGGACCUGGAGUUGACAGACACAUCUUGGUACCCCUAGGUAGAUAUACAAAGCUGGACGUGGAGAUACAAGGCAGGAGGAUGUUAUUUUGAGGCUGGCCUGGACCAUUCAGUCCUCCUGACUUGGGUGCUCAAGUGCUGUGACUCGGACAUGCCUUACCACACCAGGGACAAGUUGCUUCCUGAAGGAUCCAUGUGUAUUGUUCAAAACACAAUCAGAAAAAGUGCCUGCAGCCAGAUGGCCCACAUCUUCGUGUAUGGCACCCUGAAGCGGGGCCAGCCCAACCACAAAGUCAUGCUGGACCAGUCACAUGGCUUAGCCACCUUCCGAGGCCGAGGCUGCACAGUUGAGUCCUUCCCACUGGUGAUUGCGGGCGAGCACAACAUACCUUGGCUGCUGCACCUGCCAGGCAAGGGCCAUUGCGUGGCAGGUGAAAUCUAUGAGGUGGAUGAGCAGAUGUUGCGCUUCCUGGAUGACUUCGAAGGCUGCCCCAGCAUGUACCAGCGUACAGCCCUGCAGGUGCGGGUGCUGGAGUGGGAGGGUGCUGGAGGCCCUGGGGACAGUGUUCAGUGCUUCGUGUACAGUACAGCCACCUAUGCACCCGAGUGGCUGUUUCUUCCCUACCAUAAAAACUAUGAUUCUGAGGGCCCACACGGGCUCCGCUACAACCCCCGGGAAAACAGAUGAAGGGCUAGUGCCCCAAAUGCCAACAGGGUGGAGGGAAUUUGGUAGCUGCCUGGCAUAAGCAGAGCUCUCCCAGUUCAACUAUAAAACUAUGUUUGUCAUAUACGCUAAUCUGAUGUUACUUAAUUCUGCUUCCGUCUUUAGUGGAGGAGCUUGCAUGUACUAGAUGAAAAACACUCUAGGCUGAGUCCCCUAAACGGCAGUUACAGAGUACCUGGUGCUCCACACUGCUUUUUUUUUUUUUUUUUAAUUUGCUUUGCUCUAACCUGAACAUGGAAUCUUUUGAGACUAAAAGGACUGGGCUGCAGUUGCAUCUGAACAGUUUAACAUAUUGAUUCCCAUAUAUAGAACCUAGAAAGAAGUGGUAAGAGAUGCUGAUUUUGAUCGAAUCAGUGUAAAAACAUCAAGAAAAGCAUGUUGUACCUAAACUAUGUGCUCCAUCCACCCCCACCUGCAUUUUCUAAAUCACACAUAAACUAUUAAAAUGGCCAUUAAAAUAAAA
Messenger RNA from Rattus norvegicus (Norway rat), 4139 nucleotides. The record is from RefSeq and is a predicted model, not a curated record. Lineage: Eukaryota; Metazoa; Chordata; Mammalia; Rodentia; Muridae.